CAAUAUUAACCAUCACUUUCUCACUAUCUCUUGUAAUUAAGUGCUUGAUUAUUAGACAAUGGCUUCAAGAAAUGGUGAAGAGAAAGUUGAACUUGGUUUCAAUGAUGUUAAUGAGACAAAGACAAAGAAGGAUUGGAUCCUUUUGUCCCUUAGGGUGGUUGCAUUUUUUGCUACUGCAGCUGCAACAUUUGUGAUGGCACUAAAUAAACAAACCAAAAGCUUGAUUGUUGGUACCAUUGGUAGCACCCCAAUAACUGCUACUCUUUCUGCUAAGUUUAAUCAAACUCCAGCUUUUGUGUUCUUUGUGAUAGCCAAUGGAAAUGCUAGUCUCCAUAACUUGGUGAUGAUUGCAUUGGAUAUAUUAGGACCCCAAUAUGAUUACAAAGGACUUCGUCUUGCAUUGAUUGCAAUAUUAGACAUGUUAACUAUGGCUCUAGCAUCAGCUGGAGAUGGUGCAGCAACAUUCAUGUCAGAAUUGGGAAGAAAUGGUAAUUCACAUGCAAGAUGGAAUAAGAUUUGUGACAAAUUUGAAAGCUAUUGCAAUAGAGGUGGUGGUGCACUUAUUGCUUCUUUCAUUGGCUUCAUUCUUCUCUUGAUUAUUGCAGUCAUGUCCAUUGCAAAGCUUCUCAAGCCAAAUCGCAUUAACCAUGCUCCUAGUCCUAGUCCUUGAUAAUUGAUAUCAUAAACAUAUAUACAACAUUAUAUAUUAUACAAAUGAAUAUGUUGUUUUUUUCUAUAUGUUGGUAUUGCUCUGUUUGAGUGUUAGUGUGUUUGAUAUGUGUGUGUAAUUAGUUGUACCUGAAUUGAAAGACAAAUAAGGUAGUGAAUUGCAUACAACUCUUUUACUUUUGAAAGUUUUAGAACUUUCUAUGUAGUUUGGCGAAAUUAAUUAUAUAUAUGAAUCUCUUCUUUUUCUUUGCUA
Molecule: messenger RNA, 922 nt
Organism: Trifolium pratense (red clover)
Lineage: Eukaryota; Viridiplantae; Streptophyta; Magnoliopsida; Fabales; Fabaceae
Product: CASP-like protein 1B1
Exons: 3
Coding region: 59-670 (203 amino acids)
Source: RefSeq, a predicted model, not a curated record